Messenger RNA from Musa acuminata subsp. malaccensis (wild Malaysian banana), 2729 nucleotides. Its product is annotated as putative chloride channel-like protein CLC-g. Gene Ontology annotation, molecular function: voltage-gated chloride channel activity. Lineage: Eukaryota; Viridiplantae; Streptophyta; Magnoliopsida; Zingiberales; Musaceae. Gene Ontology annotation, biological process: chloride transport; transmembrane transport. The record is from RefSeq and is a predicted model, not a curated record. Gene Ontology annotation, cellular component: intracellular membrane-bounded organelle; plant-type vacuole membrane.
CAAUCCCCUCUUCGUCUCUUGUCGUCUUCCUCUCGCAUCAGUCGAAGACCUGAACAACCAGCACUGGAGGAGGAAGAGACGAAGAAGAAUUCCCCCGUACAUAAGUAGCUACGCCCGAGCAGGCGGUGCCGAUGGCGGCCGAUCAGCUCGUCAACGCCGACGACCUCGAGGCUCCCCUCAUCUCGUCCGCAGUGUCUUAUCACGACGAGCACCGCUCCCGCAUUCGCCGCUCCACCUCCAACACCACCUCCCAAGUCGCCCUCAUCGGCUCCAACCUCUGCCCCAUCGAAAGCCUUGACUACGAGUUGAUCGAGAAUGACUUCCUCAAGCAGGACUGGCGUAGCCGGGGGCCGGGCCACAUCGUGCGGUACGUCAUCCUCAAGUGGACCCUCUGCUUCCUCGUCGGCGCCCUCGCUGGCGCCGUCGGAUUCUUCAACAACCUCGCUGUCGAGAACAUCGCCGGCGUCAAGUUCGUCAUCACCUCCAACAUGAUGCUCGUCAGGAAGUUCGGAUGGGCUUUCGGAGUGUUUGCGGGCACCAAUUUUGUGCUUCUCAUGUUUGCUUCGAUGAUCACGACUUUCAUUUCGCCGGCGGCGGCUGGAUCGGGGAUACCAGAAGUGAAGGCCUAUCUUAAUGGUGUUGACGCCCCUGAUAUUUUCUCGUUGAAGACCUUCUUCGUCAAGGUGGUAGGCUGCAUUGCUGCUGUCUCCUCAUCUCUCUAUGUGGGUAAAGCCGGUCCUAUGAUACAUACAAGUGCCUGCAUUGCUUCUAUUCUGGGGCAGGGUGGAUCUCGGAAGUACAAGUUAACUUGUAAAUGGCUGAGAUACUUUAAGAACGACAGAGAUCGACGGGAUCUUGUUACCUGUGGAUCUGGUGCCGGAGUUGCUGCUGCCUUUCGUGCGCCAGUUGGUGGUGUUCUGUUUGCCCUGGAAUGUGUAUCAUCAUGGUGGCGAAGUGCACUACUUUGGAGAGCAUUCUUCACAACAGCAGUUGUUGUGGUCAUUCUCAGGGCACUGAUUGAUAUUUGCAAUAGUGGCAAAUGUGGAUUAUUUGGGAAGGGUGGUCUUAUAAUGUUCGAUGUCACUUCUGCCGAUGUCACUUAUCACCUAAUCGAUUUGCCUCCAGUACUUGUUCUAGGAGUUAUAGGAGGAAUCUUGGGAAGCCUCUACAAUUUUCUGUUGGAAAAGGUUCUCAGAGUCUACACUCUUAUCAAUGAGAGAGGGCAUGUCUACAAGUUGCUUCUUGCUGCUUCAGUUUCCAUAUUCACAUCUUGUUGCCUAUUUGGUUUGCCUUGGCUUGCAUCUUGUAAACCUUGCCCGGCUGGGUUAUCAGAAGCUUGCCCCUCAAUAGGUAGAUCUGGAAAUUUCAAAAAGUUUCAGUGUGCUUCUGACCACUAUAAUGAUCUAGCUAGUCUGUUUUUUAACACAAAUGAUGACGCAAUCAGAAACCUCUACAGCGCUGGCACAGAUAAUGUGUUUCAAAAAUCUUCGGUAUUUUUAUUUUUCAUUGCCUCAUACUUUCUUGGUAUCAUCAGCUAUGGUCUAGCAGUUCCGUCUGGCCUUUUUGUGCCAGUUAUUUUGACCGGCGCAACUUAUGGACGCCUUGUUGGGAUGCUGAUGGGUUCACAUUCGACUCUGAAUCAUGGUCUCUUUGCAGUCCUUGGUUCUGCUUCCCUUCUAGGUGGAUCAAUGAGAAUGACUGUUUCUGUCUGUGUAAUUAUACUAGAGUUGACUAACAACCUCCUGCUGCUUCCUCUGGUCAUGCUGGUUUUGCUUAUUUCCAAGACGGUGGCUGAUGUUUUUAAUGCCGACGUCUAUGAUAUGCUUGUAAAACUGAAGGGGCUGCCUUAUCUUGAAGCCCAUGCUGAACCUUACAUGAGACAGCUCACUGUCGGUGAUGUGGUUGGAGGUCCCUUGCAGAUCUUCAAUGGUGUCGAGAAAGUUAGCAACAUAGUCCAUUUACUGAAGACAACUGGCCAUCAUGGAUUCCCUGUGGUAGAUGAACCUCCCUUUUCUAGUUCGCCAGUGCUUUUUGGUCUGAUUCUUCGUGCACACCUACUUGUUCUGUUGAAGAAGAAAACAUUUCUUCAUGCUCGCACACUUGUAAGUAUUGAUGUUUCAAAACAGUUCUCAGCCGAGGACUUUGCUAAACGUGGCUCCGGCAAGCAUGAAAACAUUGAAGGGAUUGACCUGACUGCUGAAGAGAUGGACAUGUAUGUUGACUUGCAUCCGUAUACCAACACUUCACCUUACACUGUUGUUGAGACGAUGUCACUUGCAAAGGCUCUCAUUCUUUUCCGAGAAGUUGGCUUGAGGCACCUCUUGGUUAUUCCAAAGUCUUCUUCGCGGGCACCUGUUGUGGGCAUAUUGACAAGGCACGAUUUUAUGCCUGAGCAUAUACUUGGGACGCAUCCAUUCCUAUUGCAGAGCAGAUGGAAGACAAUACGUUUAGGCAAAUCAAAUUUGAUUGAAAUUUUUAGUGGUCUUUGUUGAAAUGAGAAGUGAGUCUGUCAAAUCAAAACAAAGAUAUGAUUCAUUUCGAUCCAGAAUAUUUAUCCUUUUUGGUUUUUUAUAUCAGAUGCUGGGGAUUGAAUGAAACAAAAUCAUGUCUAAAUUUUGGAAUUACUUUGGGGGUCCAUAAGUAGAUAUAAGUUUGAAUCUUUCCAUAUAUCUGUAGAAUAGACCCAAGGAACAUUUUUUUCACUUAAAAAACAAUCUGUUUUCUCCUCU